This is a messenger RNA of Serendipita indica DSM 11827, 2205 nucleotides long. Lineage: Eukaryota; Fungi; Basidiomycota; Agaricomycetes; Sebacinales; Serendipitaceae. The record is from the annotation of a GenBank genome assembly.
AUGUCCCGCACGGCUACUGUAGAGCCCGUCAUCCAACUGGAGCCGGCCACGCCCAGUCUCGACGAGGCGCAGCGAGAGAAUGACUUGAAGACUUCCCCCGCCACUAGGUCUUUGACGUCUCUCAACUCUUUGGUCCCGUCUGAGCGGAUCUCCAAUGUCAUUAACAAGAUUCAGGAAACGGUUCAGUCGCCAACGACCGCAUUCGUUCCUGAGGAACCUGCAACGGUGACCAUUACCGAUGAGAAGACUGGACUAACGCAUGAAUUGUCAACGGAGGAGCUCAGGCGUCAGUACGAGGACGAACAAGUCGACCGAUUCCUUCGCGUCUUUUCUAGACAAGUAAAAGAGGUUCAAAUGCAAGAGGAUCUUCCACCCGAGAUCCCAGGAAAAGACGACAAGGACGUUCCAAAGGAAGUCCCCGUCUCUCCCAAGGAUGCAGAGGAUGACGAAAGUGGAGAGGAAUGGCGUGUAGACCCAGGUCAAUCCGUUCUACCCGCCAUCAUCUCCCAGACCGUUUCCUCGCCCGUCGCAGCCGUCAGUAAUGCGGCGAGCGUGGUUCAGGAGAGCACGAUCCAGGCUGCACAAACUAUCAAAGAAAAUUCGAACCACACGUAUACACUCAUCAAUGAGGGUGAAUGGCGCGGACGAUCCCCGGCCGAGUGGGUCGCAAUGAACUUGAUUGUUCCUAUCCUCCCGAGGCCUCACCGCAAAACCUACACGUUUACCUUUGGUGGACUACAGGGCACUUUGACUCGACUUUAUCUUGCUUGCCAGCCUCUCUACGCUCCAUUCAUCCAGCGCAUGGUCGCAUUGAUGACCUGGGAGGAUCCCCGUCGCAGCUUCUUCUACUGUGUCCUCUUCUGGAUCCUCUGGUUCUUCGACCUGUUGCUCCCUGCAUUAUUUGCAAGGCUUACCUACUCGCUUCUUCGACGCCGCCUUUUGCCAUACCCGACUGCGCAAGAGCUCGUCGAGAGACGGUCGGCCACUGCACGAGCUGAAAUUAUGGGUUCUGAGAUCCGAGCGUAUCUGGACUCUGGAGUCACUGGCGGUGUUGGGAUGAAGGAUGCCUGGAAGAUGUUCCGACUCGCUACUAAGAAUAAAAAGCAAAAGGCCAAGGAUGCGAUGGGUAGCAAAGAUGCCAAAUCCGACUCGACUCCAGACGAUGUCGACUAUGCUCGCGAAGACGAGGAUAGCAAGCGAGCCGCGCUCGCUGCAAUGGAGGAGAUUGCCGACUUCCAUGAGCGAUUUGCAAACUUAUGCCACUGGCGAGAUCCUGACGCCUCCAUGCGGUAUACUAUUAUACUGGGUAUCAUGGUCAUUGUCUCUCUCUUUACGCCAGCCAAGUACGUCGUCAAGGGCAUCUAUGCUGGAGGUGGCAUUGGAUUCUGGUUUAUUCCCAACAUCUGGGCUGCCUUGCCACUUGAGCAUAGGAGUCGUAUUCCAGCACCUCUUGGUGACGUUCCAACCGAUGCGGAGUAUGCAAUGCGUAUCAUUGGUGAACGUGUCGACCGCGGCGAGGCUGUUCUACCUUCUGAUCUCCGCAAGAAGAAGGACAAGAAGCGCAUUGGUACCCUCAAUGGAGACGCGACGAGGAGCGCCAAUAGUCUAUCGCCUUCUACUUUCACCUCGGCAAACAAGUCAUCAACGACCAUUGGGUCUCAAGACGAGGCAAAUGUUGCAGACCCGGGAACUGGUAAAAACCCGAUGGGUAAGCUUAAAGCCAAAGUCAAGAACGUCGUGUUUGCCGAUCAAAAGAAGCGAUCGGAGACGCAUGAUGAGAACGGAGAGCCCUUGCCAGAAGAGACUUUCCCCGCCAAAUAUCACGCGUCAAUGGGUAUGCUCACCCUCACAUCCUCGUCUCUGGCCUUCUAUGCCAUGAUGUCUUCCAAUGCCAAGGUUGUUAUUCCGCUCAGUGACAUUCGUGGUGUGAAAAAGGCCGGUCGUAUGGGUGGACUGCGUAUCAGAUACGUCGUCCGAGAUGGUAGCACGACAACGCCGGGUUCCCCCCGUCGUUCGAUGGACACUAAUGUGUCCAACGCAGAUGGAAGCAUUGCCCAACGUAUCCAAGACGAGGACGCGCAAGUCGGGGUUGCCAUAAAUGGCGAGCCGCUCGAGCGAGAAGAAAAGUUUGGAUGGGUCUCUGGCAGAGAUGAACUCUUUGCCAGGCUUGUCGGAUGGGGCAACCGUCGAUGGGUCAAGAUGUAA